Molecule: messenger RNA, 655 nt
Organism: Episyrphus balteatus (marmalade hoverfly)
Lineage: Eukaryota; Metazoa; Arthropoda; Insecta; Diptera; Syrphidae
Exons: 1
Coding region: 53-655 (200 amino acids)
Source: RefSeq, a predicted model, not a curated record
AGAAAUAUUUCGAUUUAUGUAGUUUGUUUUAAAAAAAAUCGUUUUGUUAAUAAUGUCAAAUCCUUGUGAAGAUUGUGAUCGUUUGCAAGAAGUUCUUCCGAAAGGAAAUGCUUCAAUACGACCACCAUUUCAGCAGCCUACAAUGUACGAUCAUUUGAGUAGUUUUUCGAAAUUCAAAGAAGAAAAAAUUCUCUCAAAACAAUUAAAAACCAAAGAAGAAGAUCUUCUCAAAUUUAAUAAAAACUUCACAAAUUUAGAACUUGAUAAGAAAAAUGACGAAAUAUUGGAGAAAUUCAGUACUCAAGAUAUUGCCAAGUUUCGAUGCAAUUUAAAAGAAGGUCGUUUUCAUCAAAAGAUGGAGAAAGAUGAACCAGAAGAUUUGUGGAAAAAGCAAGAACAUGAAGUUAAGGCAGCUGCUUCAUUGACUACAAUUUUAAGGACUCCAGUUAUUUGUCCGGUGAGUAAGUGUGGAAGAACUAUUGGAGUGACUUCGGUGCUGUCACAUUUUCUACGUGAUCAUAAUGAAGAUUUGACAGUGGAAUGUAUGAAUCUUUAUGCUGAAGGAAGAUCAUUGUUACUAUUUGAUUGGGAUAAGUUUAAUUUUGGGGAGAAUGUUUGUUUGGGAGUUCUUUCAUAUGGAGGAGUUGAAAAGUAG